AUGGUCCGCUUGGCAAAGGAGAAAUUCAGCUCCGAAACGCAGAUUGUGCGGGAAGGAGCGAGUGAACUGAGAAAGCAUCCAAAUUCCUUGAUCAACUAGUGAGUUUUUUUUUUCCAUCUCUCAUUAUUUCAAGUCAUUCAUUCAACUCACUCUCAGCAAUGAAAAUUGUGUGGCGCCUGGCACCUUUGUCAUCACGUUUUUGCUGAAACUGGCGAUGGCAGUUCGCGUGAUCGUGGAAAAAUGCCCGAAGCCGGAUGAGGACAUGUUGGUCGACCUGCAGUAUCUUAUUAGUCACCCAAUCGUCCACUUUACCAAGCCCAAUGUUGCCGCAGCUCAAAAUUUCGAAUAUCCUCUGGUAAACUUCCGUUUUAUUCGUUUCAAGUUUACUGAAUACAACCUUAGGAUUGCUACACGACAGAAAAAUGGUUCAUCUUUGUCGAGACACGCAAGAAACUGGCCAUCCAGUUGCUGGGAAAAUGUGUUCGGAGCUUGGACGUGAUUUCGCUGAAAGAGAUUUUCCGAUACUUUGUGAAUGUCAGCACCGAUCCAAUGAAUGCGUUCAUGCCAUUCGAACAUGGAGUUCUGAUUACCGGUCAUGUUUUCCACAAAGUGGCGCUGCACCUCUCGGACGAAUUUUUGAUUGAUGUAGGAAUUCAAACAAAUUGUGCAUAGAUUUCAAUAACCAAAUUUUAGCUCUUCCAAAGCUGCAAACGUCAGGCCAGAAGAGUCAGUGCAAGGUGCGAAGUGGCCAUUGGAGUGUGGCAAGUCAUCUACCACAGACUGCCCCAGACAAAGAGUCCCGAAGAACACGAUUCGUUCUGUCGGCACUCUUUGUUCUGGGACGAGGGAAACAGCCAAAGCCAAGUGGCUCGUGAGUGAGGUCUUUUAAAACGGUUAACAUUGCUCGGUAUUUUAGUUUCUCUCGGAUGCUCGUUCGAGGAGUUUUUUCUGAUUUUCUUCUUUGCUGAUCACGAAUCCCUUUUCAACGAUCGUAACGGAUUCAACAACAAGCAAAGAAUUGCGGCUCUCGAUUUGGUUCAAACUUUGAAUUUCAAGAAAUCCCACGGAUUUUUCGGUUAGCUUUGAAACUUGUAUGUUUGUAUUCACUUUUUUUUUCAGGGGCGCCCUCGUUCUUGGAUGGAUUCAACGACAUCGUCGAAACGGUUUUCAAAACGGACUGCCCCGAACUUGUGAACGCCAUGGCGAACUUUCUGGAAAAGCUCGCAGCGCAUUCGUCGCAACACCCAGGUAUCAAUUAGAAACAAACGUUUAUGAAGGUUUAUGUGAGGUUUAGAAAAGACGUGGCGGCUGAGAAAGAUGUUGAGAGAAAUCGCGAUCAGCACGGCCCGAGUGAAUGACACGAAAGGAAAGCUGGGCCUUUUUUGGGUUUGAUUCAGAAUCUGUUUCGCGAUUAGAAGAAUCGUUUUUUUCAGGGAAUUGCAUUGCGAUUGAACAUUGCUUCCGGAUACGAAUAUCUCAUACCAGAAGAUUUCGAUCACUCUGAGCUGCUUGAAACAGCGCAUAACUCGGGUGAGAACAUAGACGGAAAGAUUCUUACCCUUCAUCUCAUUUUUAGUUGGGCUACGAUGGGCUACUAAAUUCCCCGAACUGCUCUCCGACUAUUUCCAACUUCGGCAUCCCGGACAACCCGACUACAGUCUGCUGGUCAGUUUUUCACAGGCUCCUGUCAAAAUAAGCGAUUUUCUGGAGUUUCACAGGAUUCCAAUGUUUCAAACAUUUCAUGUUGUAGAACUAUGUACUAUUGAGUUCUAUAACAUGUCACUUUGGGAUAGAAUGUGAUUUGAAAAUGCCAAUCGCUAAUAAUUAAUGCAAAUUGAGAUGAUUUCAGAACUAUGGAACCAGUGGAGCGGAUUCCUCUGUAGUGAUCGGCCGCAAUAUGGGAGUGGUAAGCACAGACCGGAAAGCACGUAAUCUGAAAUGAACACUCUCAUUUUACAGCAGCAGACUGCAUCUCUAUUCAAGUUCCACAACUUAUUCCGCACAUGGGAAAGAACGAUGGGAGAAGAAGUCAAUAUAACUCAAUGGACGUGGGAUACAGUUCAGGAUUUGUAUCUGCUCAUCGCGUGCAGAUACCAAGGUAAACUGUUUAGGAAAUAUGUUACAUUUUCAAAAACCCCGAUUUUGUAGCUAUUAACGCCAAUCGAUUCGAUAGCACAAUAGCACUCCGCGACAACGUCUUCCAUUUAUCAUUUGGCAUUUAGUGAGUUCUAAUUGGAAUCCUACAACCAUGUAAUUUUUACAGUUCGCUCAGACACAUUAUCUCAAGUUUGGGCUACAGCAACAUUGCGUUGAUGCGCUAUGAAAGCUAUUCGUGCAAAUUCAUUCAUCGUCAUCCGUUUUUAGAGUUCUCAUUCAAGGGAGGAGGCCAAAUUUUUUCUUAUAUAAAACUCGUGGUCGGCCAAUUCAAGGUUAAUUUUCAUUUCGAAAAAGUACUUUAUAAUCAUUUCGUGUUUUCAGAAAACUGGUGAUCAGACAAUCAUAAAGUAUCUCGAGGGUCUUGUCGAAAUGCUCGUUCAGAGUAUCGAGUACGACAUGCCCUCCGAGGACUACACCGAAGAUUUCAAAGUCUGCCAGAUUGUAACAAACAAAUGAUAUUCAGAAAACAAAGGAAAACAAAAUGUUUUCAGGGUCUCUUCUACUUCUGUCCUCGGCUCGCCAUCAAGUUCACUGUGGCUCUGUGCCGCAUGAGACUGGGGGUGCACGGCUACUCAUACAAAACCGUUGAGCAAGUCAGAAGUACUGCCGGAAAACAUCACUUUUUCCAUAAAAUGUCUGAUUUCAGAGAGUCAAGUCGACUGGGAGGAAACGAGAAGACUGGUGACACGGGAGCAGAUCCAGACGUUCGUCAGCAGCGAAGAAGUCGAUCUCGAAACUCUCCUCUACUCGCACGAAAUCGACUGCCAAGACUUGAUGGUCCCCGGUCUCGUUAAGGCAGCUGUCAAGGACUGGCACCUCGAAAGCUCCCCUGAGGUAACGUAUUGAGUGAUGAUUUAGGUUAACACGUUUUUUCUUCAGAUGCGAAACUACAUGGUGUGCAAAGAAAGAUAUGAGGAGACCGGGGUCGUGUUUGAUUGA
Caenorhabditis sp. 36 PRJEB53466 is the source of this 3096-nucleotide messenger RNA. The record is from the annotation of a GenBank genome assembly. Lineage: Eukaryota; Metazoa; Nematoda; Chromadorea; Rhabditida; Rhabditidae.